Messenger RNA from Chrysoperla carnea, 546 nucleotides. RefSeq lists its product as uncharacterized. Lineage: Eukaryota; Metazoa; Arthropoda; Insecta; Neuroptera; Chrysopidae. Gene Ontology annotation, molecular function: nucleic acid binding. The coding region runs from base 177 to 503 and encodes 108 amino acids. The transcript is spliced from 2 exons. Gene Ontology annotation, biological process: DNA integration. The record is from RefSeq and is a predicted model, not a curated record.
UAAUAGCGUUCGUAAUUUAUAUGCUCAAUUUGAUAAAAGCUUAGAGGUUCUUAAAAGAUCGAUUGAGCUAAAAGAUGAUGAAAAUGUGAAAAAGCUAAGUGCGGAUGUUGAAAAACUUAUUGAGCAGAAGUGGAUUACAUAUAUAACUAAAUUUAAUAAAAAUAUAAAGUUAUUAAAUGACGAAAAACUCAUCGAAUAUGAUAUCUAAGAAGCAACAAGUUGUCAACGAACUCCAUAAACCGGCACGUAAGAAUUUUAAACGGAGAAGAGUAAUUAUAAAAGGUCUGGAUGAUUUAUGGCAAGCGGACUUAGUUGAAAUGGGUUCAUAUGCUAAAGAAAAUAAUGGAUACAAAUAUUUGCUUACGGUUAUCGAUUCAUUUUCUAAAUACGCCAGGGCCACACCCAUCAAAAAUAAAAGUAGUGAAGCGGUUUGUAAUGCUAUGAUUAAAAUUUUUCAACAAGGACGUAUACCGAAAAAUCUCCAAACAGAUGAUGCACAAUAAAAGCAGCAAUUGUUGAGCGGUUCAAUCGGACUAUAAAGGAGCA